CGAUAAUUAUUUUACCGUCGUAUACGUGCGAUCUGUUAUCUUCUAGUCUGAAUAAACAGAAGCAUUAACUUCUCAUCUACGUAAUAGCGACCUGUUAAUCUAUUCCCUUCUCUCUUUUACCUUAGACUUUUCCACAAUGCCGUUUUCUUCCUUUAGCUAUUUAGCACGUGCAUGCACAUCUUCGAGAGUGUAACCGUACAGAAGACACAAGUACUCGCAUUACGCGUAACGUAUUAAAAGCGUUGAUAAAAGCGACGAUGUUAAGUACAAGCGAUGUGUGAAAGUGUUCAUCGACUAAUAAAUCAUUCGCCUAGUGUCACACGAUAAUCCUGCUAUUUAAAAAAGAACCCUGAUCCACAUUUUCUGAUAAGGUGGAGCGGAGAAUGUAUCGAGAGAACGAACGGAGAUCAAGCCACAAUUCUCGAGCAUCACGUAACCCAAGCAUUCACAUAACAGUUCUGAUGCUCGCUAUCGGAAUCGGUACUAUUUUAUUUGCAUACGCUGCGUUUGUAUCCACGAUCGAUGCGAGGCCGCACAACGAAACCUCUGUACAACAGGUGAUAUUCGUCUUCCGACACGGAGAUCGAACUCCCACGGAAACAUAUCCGAAGGAUCCAUAUCGAGAUUACAAAUGGGAAAAUGGCUGGGGCGCUUUGACCAAGGCAGGUAUGCUGCGAGCGUACAACGUUGGAAAAUGGAUAAGAGAUAACUAUGUUUCGACACUUGGCAAUAAGUAUGAUAAAGAUUUACUGUUAACGCAAAGCAGUUACGCUGAUCGAUGUAUAAUGUCUGCACAAGCUUUGCUGGCUGGUCUAUAUCCACCGGCGCCUGAGGAAAUGUUUGUGCCAGGUUUAGCCUGGCAGCCGAUUCCCGUUCAUUCUACCCCUAGGAAUCUGGACAAAACGAUCGUGGUCAAAGCUCCCUGUCCCCGAUUAGAACAAGCUCUGCAGGAAGCGUACGUGAACGAAUCUACGCGUCCAGGAACACCGUCAAACGAGUAUUACCAACAACUCACUAACUACACAGGGAAAAAAAUUAAAACGAUUACCGACGUCGAGUUUUUAUAUAAUACUUUGGAAAUCGAAGAACGUCACGGGCUAAAAUUGCCAGCGUGGACAAAAGACUAUUAUAAUAAUAAAAUGCGCGAGAUCGCAGCUCGCAGUUUAGCCAUAUUCACGAGCAACGAUUUACAGAAACGACUUCGCGGAGGACCGCUCCUUAAGACGAUAAUGGAGUCUAUGCAUGCUUUCACGAACGGGAAAGAUGCACGUCGAGCAUAUCUCUAUGCCGUCCACGAUAUAACCAUGGUUAAUUUGUUAAGAACCAUGGGCUUUACCAAUCAAUUCUUUAAGCCCGAAUAUAGUGCUACGCUUAUUUUCCAGCUGCACGUUGAAUCGAAUCUCGCGGAAGACGCGGAGCUGAAGCUAAUGUAUGUGAAUGACACGAGGACGAUGAUACCUUAUCACAUGAACAUACCGAAAUGUGGCACGCCCUGUUUACUCAGAAAUCUAAUGAAACUGUGGGAAAACGUGCUCCCCGAUAAUUGGGACGACGAAUGUCGACUCGGCAAAAUGUUCAGCUGGCUUAAUCGGGAGGAGGGCGGCAAACAGGAUCUUUUUGAUAGUGUCGCCGAUGGCCUCAAAAAGAUAUACAAAGCGAAAUUGCUGCCGCUCGAGCAGCAUUAUCACUUUCACGAUUUCCACUCGCCGCAGCUCGAUGAUCCAGACUUCGACGCGAAGCCCAUGAUCCUUUUGGUGGGCCAAUAUUCUACGGGGAAAACCACGUUCAUCAAGUAUUUGCUAGAACGAGAUUUUCCCGGAAUAAGAAUCGGCCCGGAACCAACGACAGAUCGCUUUAUUGCAGUUAUGUAUAAUGAGAAAGAGGGUGUCGUCCCUGGAAACGCUUUAGUGGUCGACCCGGACAAACAGUUUCGUCCUCUUUCAAAAUUUGGCAAUGCUUUCCUUAAUAGAUUUCAAUGCUCCACCCUUGCAUCUCCUGUUCUAAAAGGAAUAUCCAUAGUUGAUACACCCGGUAUAUUGUCAGGCGAGAAACAAAGAGUUGACAGAGGCUAUGAUUUCACUGGUGUUAUGGAAUGGUUCGCUGAACGGGUAGACAGAAUUAUACUGCUAUUCGAUGCACACAAGCUUGAUAUUUCUGACGAAUUUCGAAGAUUAAUCGAAGCAUUGCGAGGACACGAUGAUAAAAUUCGAAUUGUUCUAAAUAAGGCAGACAUGAUCGAUCAUCAACAACUUAUGAGAGUGUACGGAGCACUGAUGUGGUCUCUAGGAAAAGUUUUACAGACGCCUGAAGUCGCUAGAGUUUAUAUCGGCUCGUUCUGGGAUCAACCUUUAAGAUACGAUGUAAAUAAAAGACUAUUCGAAGACGAAGAACAAGAUUUAUUUAAGGACAUGCAAUCGCUACCUAGAAAUGCGGCGCUCAGGAAACUCAAUGACUUGAUUAAACGCGCACGAUUAGCAAAGGUACACGCUUAUAUAAUCAGCGCUUUGAGGAAAGAUAUGCCCAGCGUGUUCGGUAAAGACAACAAGAAGAAAGAUCUUAUCAAACAUUUGGGACAAAUUUAUGAUCAAAUACAAAGGGAGCAACAGAUCUCGCCCGGCGAUUUCCCAGACCUUAAAAAAAUGCAAGAAUCGCUCGCUCACCAUGACUUCAGUAAAUUCAAUACCCUCAAGCCUAAACUAUUAGAAGUGGUGGAUAAUAUGCUACAAAAAGACAUCGCGAAACUCAUGGCCAUGAUUCCUAAUGAAGAAGUUAACACAACAUUAGAGUCGCUUGUCAAAGGUGGUGCAUUUGAAGGCGUUGAAGAUCAAGUAAGUCCGUUCGGAUAUAAACGAGGGGAAGGCAUCGAUGCUGGUGCAGGCGAACCAGAAUGGAUCGUCAACAAGGAAAGAUAUAAAUAUGAUACGAUAUUCGAGACGCUUGGCCCUUGCGACGGAAAAAUCACCGGGGCUGCGGCCAAGUCGGAAAUGAUAAGAUCGAAAUUGCCGAACAAUGUACUUGGGAGAAUUUGGAAGCUAUCGGAUAUCGACAACGAUGGAUUCCUGGACGCAGAUGAAUUUGCCUUGGCGAUGCAUUUAAUUAAGGUAAAACUUGAGGGUUACGAUUUACCUUCGAAAUUACCUGAUCAUUUGGUACCACCAUCGAAACGCGAUAUAUAAUUUAGUUUCAAUCUUAUACACCCGUUUAUUCACCGAUACGUUUCGCACGUUUCAUGCGCACAUUAUAGAUCCACUGUAUUUAUUAAUUUGCAAAUAGUGCAAUCCGAACGUAUCGAUUGAUGUAUAUUUUAAAUAUCGGAAAGAAUUUGAGAUACGCGGACAGAUUUUAUAUCGCGUUUUCAAACUAUAGUUUUCUAUCCUGGAAGUAUUUUAUCUUUUUCAUCGAUGGUAUGAUAUUAAUUACACUAGUUAAAUUAUUACGCUGUCUAUGUUUCCAUUAAUAUUUUCAAUAAACUACGAACAUCAUAAACACAGAGUAUAACGAAAUUAUGUAAUUAAUUAAUAAUUUUAUACAAAUGUGUAUAUCACGUAUAUACAUAUAUCUGUGUGUAUACCUAUGUAUAUAUGUAUGUACAUGUGUGAGCAAUGUAAUUCUCGGUUCGAAUAUAAUUGUUAUCGUUUCAUAAGAAACUUCAGAGAUUUUAUAUAUGUCAAAUAUUUUCAUUCUUCCUCGUUAUAAAAAGAAGAGCACGUGCCUACAUACUCACGAGUUCGAUGAAGUAGGAACUAUAUUUAUUUAACACGCUAAUCUAGAAACAAACACGGCAGUUAUUCCGUAGUGGAAAACUCGAUGAAAAGAAAGCAGGCUAUCGUAUCCUAAAGAUACGCAAUAUACAUAAUAUGACGUUACGAGACAUAUUAGAAAAGUAUGUCACAACGAUUCAGUCAUUUUAUACGCGCUUUACUUGUCUAAUUAACACGAUAUUUCUCUGUGUCUUUUUAAAAGGAACGUCAAAUUAAAUUAUGAAAUGAGGCUUGUAAAAAAGAAAUAUUUAAGUAUAUUUUUCGAUAAAUUAUACAAACUUGGCAAUUACACUACGAAAAAGCACACUGUAUUUUUUUUUUUAGCACUGCCAACCGUGUUGAAUGCGUCUUUCGAUGUGAUAAUUUAAAGAGAAACAUAUAUUCCCUUUCAAUAUUUUUUGUACUUUACAGCAAAGUGAUAUUGAUAAUGAUAAAA
Molecule: messenger RNA, 4197 nt
Organism: Ceratina calcarata
Lineage: Eukaryota; Metazoa; Arthropoda; Insecta; Hymenoptera; Apidae
Gene: Past1
Product: putative achaete scute target 1
Exons: 12
Coding region: 384-3176 (930 amino acids)
Biological process (GO): endosomal transport; endocytosis
Cellular component (GO): cytoplasm; plasma membrane
Molecular function (GO): calcium ion binding; GTP binding; protein binding
Source: RefSeq, a predicted model, not a curated record